GCACAAACAGGACAGGAGGAUCUGGACACUCCAGCACCUGAAGCCCACCUGAGAGCCAGCCUCAUGAGACACAGGCUCACGGGGAAUAACAGGGCUGUAAAACACAUCAAGUGUUGCUGAGAGCCUUUAAAACACCAGACAGGUGUAUACUGCCCCGACACAUGCAGCCAUCAGAAAUAAAAGUCACUCAUCUAAUCCUCAGACAGCAUAGAUGCUGAUGCAAGUUCCCCCUGAGUGACGUAACAACCUUGUCAUCACCCAAGUUCCUUGUUAACCGAGAAAAUAAAGGGAAGCAGGACAGUUAGAUGUACGUCUGGAGAAGAGAAACACAAACAGUCUCACUUCAGUAAAGGUUACAAAAAGAAGAGGGCAAGAACCACAGAAAAGCAGUAAAGGACAAGUUACUUAUCAGGGGAGACAAAACAGAUAACAUCCAUAUCAAGAGGAUACACUGAUGGCAGAUCGACACAGCUACUGCUUUCUCAUCACAUUUUGUGUGACAGGUGUUCUUGCUGGUGAUUGGUCGGUUCACAUACCUUCCAGUCCCAUUUGUGCUGUGGUUGGUUCUUCGGUAGUGCUCCCUUGUUCCUAUGACUACCCCCAGAGCUCUAAUGAAACCAGGGGAGAGGGGCCGCUCCCAUCUCAGGUAGGAGCAGAAGAGGGACAAGAGUAUAACGUUGUGUCUGAAAUGUGGUGUCUUGAACACAGCAAGUGCAUCACAGAAAGAUAUGUGUUUCACAGCGCUGGCAUCUUCCCAGACCCGUCCUAUCAGUACAGGGUGACGUACCUGGGGCAACCCGGACACAAGAACUGCUCUCUGAAGAUUUCUGACCUGAAACAGUCAGACAGUGGCACCUAUGUGUUCUACCUCAUCAGCAGCCAUCCAGCUGAGAAGAUGCCGGCACAGAGAGGGAUACAGCUCCUGGUGGCAGAGUCAGCUAGCGCUGUGGCAGCUUGGGCGGGUCCAUCUGUCAUCACUGAGGGUGCAGAUCUACGCCUGGCCUGCUGCAGCCUAGCAGCGGGUCCACAGGCCCGUUUCAGAUGGUACAAGAGCACAAAUACCAGACUAAUGCACAGUGGACAGAUGUGGAAUGUCUCAGAUGUUAAAUCUGACACAUCCGGCAGCUAUUAUUGUCAGAUACAGACUGGAGAUAGAGAGCAGAAGUCAAAAAUGCUCAACAUUGAUGUACAGUACCCUCCUCGAAGCACCGCGGUCGUGGUGUGGCCCGCUGCAGAGGUUCAGACGGAGCUCCCUGUGUAUCUGAGCUGCAGCAGCGAUGCCAACCCACCCGUGCACACAUUCACAUGGUACCAGGGUGCAGCAUGUCUCCAGACAGCACACAAGAGCUUUCAUCAGGGACAACUAACCCCGGCUAACCCUACAGGACGAGGCUCAACGCUCAACAGUGCCAACAUGACCACUCAAGAACCUGGCCAGCACUGCUGUGUGGCACGCAACAAACACGGCUCACAGACUUACAGUGUAACUCUCAGAGACUCCAGAGCCAUCACCCCAUCUGACUCCUCCGGAAACAGAGUGGUGCUGAUUGGAGUAACAGUUGGAGUCCUGGUGGCUAUUGUUGCCAUAGCUGCUUUUCUGAUUAUGAGGAGACAGACGACAACCAGACGUCAGUCAUAUGUCCUCACGGAAACAGCUGCCACAGAACCGUAGUGCCCUCACAUAUUCUGUGCAUCCACUGCUUUUUCCACGCAGCAAAAACACAAGUGACCUUUUUGGGGGUUUUUUUACCUGGUACUUUAGCCGGCCUGCUAUUUUCCUUCAGUGUUUUGUUUUAAAGCGGACUGAUGGACUUAAAGCGUUUGCUUUCCAAGGGCCACGUCUCUGGGUGUCAGAAGAGCAGUCAUCUAGCCUGUCCAGCUUUGUCUCCAUCCAACCAAUUUGCUGCUCCCAGAUCAAGCCAAACCCUGGACAGCGCUGUGGAGCUGGGUGGCUGACUCCUAAAACCAGCUGAUAUUAACAGAGCUAUAAAGACAUGGCUGAAAUUAUGCUUUUUUGUUUGUAUAUUAUGUUUACUGUAUUUUUGUAGUAUUUUGCCAAAAUGUAACUCCUUGUUAUUCUUUAUUGUUUUAAUAAUAUAUG
Molecule: messenger RNA, 2101 nt
Organism: Cololabis saira (Pacific saury)
Lineage: Eukaryota; Metazoa; Chordata; Actinopteri; Beloniformes; Belonidae
Product: opioid-binding protein/cell adhesion molecule-like
Exons: 8
Coding region: 455-1672 (405 amino acids)
Source: RefSeq, a predicted model, not a curated record